Molecule: messenger RNA, 2116 nt
Organism: Chenopodium quinoa (quinoa)
Lineage: Eukaryota; Viridiplantae; Streptophyta; Magnoliopsida; Caryophyllales; Amaranthaceae
Product: chalcone synthase 3-like
Exons: 2
Coding region: 102-1271 (389 amino acids)
Biological process (GO): polyketide biosynthetic process
Molecular function (GO): acyltransferase activity, transferring groups other than amino-acyl groups
Source: RefSeq, a predicted model, not a curated record
GUUUAGCUUUUAUAAAUCUUUGCUUCAAUAUUAUCUAAGAAUUCCUUUGCUUUCAUUUAUAAAUUAUCCUAGCUUCAAUAUAAUUAACCUUAGCUAAGAAAAUGGGUUCUAUUUAUGAGAUUCCAAUGCCUCAAAAAUCAAAGGGUCCGGCUACAAUCCUUGCUAUUGGCAUUGCUAAUCCACCAAAUGAAUUUAGCCAAGAAGAUUAUCCCGAUUACUAUUUUGGAAUUACAAAUAGCCAACAUUUAACCCAUCUCAAGGCCAAGUUCAAGCGCAUGUGCGAAAAAUCAAUGAUUAAGAAGCGUUACUUACAUGUAACCGAAGAAACCUUCAAAGAAAACCCUCAAAUGUGCGAUCGCAAUGCACCAUCCCUAACAGCCCGUCAAGCUAUACUCGCAACCGAAGUACCCGAACUCGGCAAACAAGCGGCUGAGGAGGCCAUCAAAGAAUGGGGGCAACCCAAGUCCAAGAUCACCCACGUUAUCUUCGCCACCAACUCUUUCGUCGAUACACCCGCUGCUGACCAAUACCUCGUCAUGCUUCUCGGCCUUUCGCCUUCUGUUAAGCGUUUUGUUCUCCGCCAAGUUGGCUGUCACGCAGGGGGUACACUCCUACGUGUAGCCAAAUCCAUGGCAGAAAACGAACACGGAGCUCGUGUGCUGGCUGUUUGUUCGGAGAUGAGUUCCACUAUCUGUUUCCAAGCUCCUGAUGAGACUAACCUGUUACCUCACACCUUAUUUGCUGACGGGGCAGCAGCAUUGAUCGUAGGUGCUGACCUUGUUGAGCACGUAGAGCAACCAAUUUAUCGGAUUGUGUCCGCUGAGCAGACUACAAUCCCGAACUCUGAUGGGGUUAUACAAGCCCGCCUAAGGGAAGUAGGGUUAGUUGGUGAAAUACGUCCGGAUGUACCUAUACUUAUAGGAAAAAACGUCGAAAAUAUAUUGAUUGAAUCGUUUAAUCGAUUUGGAAUCAAAGAUUGGAACUCCUUAUUUUGGAUCCCUCACCCUGGAGGUCCAGCUAUAUUAGACCAGAUUGAAACUGAAAUCGAGCUUGAGCCGAGCAAACUGAGUACUACUAGGCACGUCCUAAGCGAGUAUGGGAACAUGUGGGGUGCGACGGUGAUAUUCAUAUUGGAUGAGAUGAGGAAGAGGUCGUCGAAGGAGGGCAAAUCGACAACCGGAGAAGGAUUGGAAUGGGGUGUGUUGUUUGGUUUUGGUCCUGGUCUUACUGUUGAAACCAUUGUUCUUCAAAGUGUUCCACUAACUAAUUAAUUAUUAAUUAGUUGGGAUUAAAUUGGAGGAGGUCUUAAAGAUAUAUUACAUUACAUCAAGCUGUUACAUAUCAGUGAAGAUUGAAGAAUAAAGGUUGAACUACUAUAUGUAGUAUAAUUAGUGAGUUUGUAGACUGUGUACUUAGAGAAUAAAAAGUUUUCAAUAACUUGUAAUAAUAAUGAGUGUUGCUCAUAAAUUUAUGCUAGUGUGUGCUGGUAUUUAUUUUAAAUUUAUUUUCUUAAUUUUAAUUUGUACAAGUAUACUUUGUUUAUUUUGUACUACCAUCUUUAUAACAAAAAAGUUUUUACUUUCCCAUUUGAAAUUAAUAUUAUAUUCACAAGUAAUAAUUAAGUAGCUUGCAGGGGAUGAUUUUACAGCGGUCAUUUGAAAAAUGACUACCAUAUUUAUUUAAUGAGGAUGUUUCUACUAUGGUCAUCGUUAUUGUGACCGUGACUAUACUUAAUUAUGAUUGGUUGAUUUUUGCUUUAUUUUAAAAUCUUGGUAUUAGUAUUUUCCAUUUUUAAUUCAUUUUCUUAUUUCCAAAAAUCAAUUACUGAUUUUCCGAAAUUGUUUUUUUUUUGAAAUUAUUUUAUUAAAACAUAUUUUUAAUAAAACCCAAAAUUAAGAUUAAAUAAAAAAAAAAAAUUGUUCUUCAGAGUUCAUCGAUGUUCAUCAAUGUUCUUCACCGUUCUUCAAAGUUCUUCAAAUUUGUUCAUCAAAUAAUGAAAUUAACUACAAAUUUAUUUUCCAUGUCCCUUAAAUUCAAUCGCGCAUCAAUGGAGACAAAAAAAAAGGCCAAAUUUAUACAGUCCUUGCGCAAUUAUAUUUUAUUAAAUAAAAAACGG